This is a messenger RNA of Thunnus maccoyii (southern bluefin tuna), 2163 nucleotides long. RefSeq names its product synaptosome associated protein 29 (gene snap29). NCBI's taxonomy places the organism in Eukaryota, Metazoa, Chordata, Actinopteri, Scombriformes, Scombridae. Gene Ontology annotation, molecular function: syntaxin binding; SNAP receptor activity. The transcript has 6 exons. Gene Ontology annotation, cellular component: SNARE complex; plasma membrane. The coding region runs from base 109 to 885 and encodes 258 amino acids. Gene Ontology annotation, biological process: exocytosis; synaptic vesicle fusion to presynaptic active zone membrane; synaptic vesicle priming. The record is from RefSeq and is a predicted model, not a curated record.
CCGUUGGGACAGCAAGCAGCGACGUCACCAAACAUGACAGGAAGUGUUCUGUUGCUAGCAGUCAGCUGAUACAGCAACAACACCGUCUACGGCUCCCGUCGGUCAAAGAUGGCCUACCCAAAGUCCCACAACCCGUUUGCAGAUGAUGACGAUGAGGAAGACUUUAGACCUAAAAAUAGAGGGUUUGAUGACGACCCCGAUGAUGGCUUGACUGAUGCAGAGAGGAGGCAGAGGUACCUCCAGCAGGAGGUGAUGCGUACAGCUCAGUCUGCCGUUGACAGUAGUCACCGUUCCCUCAGCCUCAUCUAUGAAUCAGAGAAGAUGGGUGUGGAGACGGCAGAGGAGCUAAUGCGUCAGGGUGAGGUUUUAAAGAGGACAGACAAAAUGUUGGACAACAUGGAUCAGGACCUGAAGACCAGCCAGAAGCACAUCACUAGUAUCAAGAGUGUAUGGGGCGGCCUGGUCAAUUACUUCAAGGGCAAGCCAGAGACAAAGCCGGCACCGGAACCAAAGCCCUACGAGGCCAGCGACAGAUUACAGAAUGCCUUGUCUGGCAGCAGAGAACAUGAAGAUAAGUACCAAGCAAGUCACCCCAACCUAAGAAAGCUGGACACAGGAGGAUUUGGAGCGUCUGCAUCAGUAGAUGAUACCUCAUCCAGACAGAAUGGAUACCCUCAGAACAGACAACUUAGGCAGGCUCACCAGACCCUGGAUACAAACUUAGAUGAAAUGUGUGAUGGCCUGAAAAGGCUGAAGAACCUCGGAUUGGGUCUCCAGUCCGAGAUUGACGACCAGGACGCCUCCAUUGAUGCUCUGCUGAAUAAAGCGGACAAGAUGGACGUCAAGAUCCACAACACAAACCAACAGAUUAAAAACCUCAAAUGAAACAAGUGCUCUGGACUCACCUCACAGAGUCGGAACAACAGCAUCCUCUCACUUGGCUUCCAUCCUGGCCUCUGUCGAAUAAACUUACUCCUUGAUUUUGUUUUUUUUGUUUUUUUUGUUUUGUUUUGUUUUUAAUGAAUUGGAAGAUGUAACUCUGACAGAUAAACAAGUGAACACCCUUUUUUAUUCACAUUAUUUUAUUCUUAAAUGACUGACUGGUAAUUCCCAAUUCAUUUAUGUUUCAGUUUUGUCCAGUCUGAGUUUGCCUGAAAAUUCCUCCAAUCACUGAGUUUUAUAGUGAUACAUUGAUAGAGUGAAUUCUGUCCCGCCCACACUCGCACAUGCCUUUUGGAGACACCCCACCUCAAUAUAACUGUGAUUAUUUUACCUGUGUGCUAUGAAGGGAAGACUCCCAUGUGUGUUUUAGAUCGAAGGGACUGUGUGUCUAGAUAAAAGCUCUGUUUGUAGUCAGGUGAAUUUGCGUUGGUUAGAGGAUCAGAGUAUCACUUUGGCGAUCAAGAAAAACUGAACACGGCUUCUGUCCUAAACUGGAAUGUUGUUAGUGUUUGUUGAUAUGUCAACACUAACUCUGGACCUGCAUUCAGCUAUGUACAAAAACACUUUGGCAGUCUGCUCAAGUCACAUUUGCCUUAUAUGUGAUAUGUAUGUACAGUAGGCAAAAACAUUUGUUUCUGUGCCGUGAUUCUGCCUCCACUGGUACAUUUCCUCAGUAUAAGAUGCUUCACUUUGUUUGAUCUUCUGAAAUUCUUGUUUGAUUUAUGCUCAUGUUCAAUGCUUUCCCUUGAAUUUUACACAUUGUUGAUAUAGAUUAAUAUUGUAUUUGAAUGUUGCAGGGCGGGAUUGAGUGAAAGAUGGAAUAGCAUAAAUAAUGUGAACAAAUAUGCUUUGAAUAUAAAACUGAAACUGAAAGAAUAUCCCCUCUGUCAUAAUUAUAUAUAUAUCUUCCCUGGUAUAGGGAAGUUAUGGGUAGAUCAGCCAUUUUUAUGACUUUCAGAAAUUAAAAUACAAAUGAAAGCUAUAAAAAUGGGGAAAUAAAUGAGCAUUCAUGUUUUCGCCAUGUAUAUCUUGUAUUCUUAUCAAGACCACAAUAAAAACAUGGAUCAGGGGAGUCUCAGGUGUUUAUGAACUGUGUUCCUGUUACAAAUGGAGCAGGAAGUCAAAAUCACCACAAGGUGACGCCACAGUUUUAAAUAGAACUUGCAUGAGGUUAUGUUGCAACAUACUACUGUUCAUCAUUCAUUAAACUUAAUGCAUUAA